This is a messenger RNA of Momordica charantia (bitter melon), 357 nucleotides long. The record is from RefSeq and is a predicted model, not a curated record. NCBI's taxonomy places the organism in Eukaryota, Viridiplantae, Streptophyta, Magnoliopsida, Cucurbitales, Cucurbitaceae.
AUGGCUGCCGUUGCUGUGUUGGCCGAGACGACAAGAAACUUAGCGGCGGCGUAUCCAAUGGAGCUUCUAUUUGACCUGGACAUGGUUCUCUCCGGCGACGACGACUUCGGUUGCUGCCACGUCACCGCGGCUAAUUCCUCCGAUUCUAUUGUAGCGGAUUUGCCGACGGUGGUGGCCGACGUUUGCGCCGUUUGCUUCGAGGAUUUCCGGUCAGACGAGGGCGGAAAGCAAAUCCCCUGCGGACACGUGUACCAUGAGCCUUGCAUCUCCUCCUGGCUCGCAGUCGCCGACUGCUGCCCCCUCUGCCGCCGCCGAGUGGAACCCCCUCCUCCUCCUUCCACUUCCAUUCCCCACUAG